This is a messenger RNA of Argentina anserina (silverweed cinquefoil), 3404 nucleotides long. RefSeq lists its product as uncharacterized. Bases 269 to 3205 code for a protein of 978 amino acids. NCBI's taxonomy places the organism in Eukaryota, Viridiplantae, Streptophyta, Magnoliopsida, Rosales, Rosaceae. The transcript has 6 exons. The record is from RefSeq and is a predicted model, not a curated record.
UCUGUCUCAUAAAUCAAAUCAAUCACACACGUAAACCAGUCCCCCAUUUCCAUUUUCAAGUCCAGACAACACACCCCACACAGAGCUAACCCAACCUUCUAGAGUCGGUGGAGACUCAUCCAACUACAAGAAGCAGCACAACCAUCUCAAACUCAACAACCAACCCCACACGCUUAGCCGAUCUAUUCAGAUACCGGUGUAAUCUCCGGCCACGUCAUCACCGGAAUGAGAGCUCCCGACCACCUCAACAGGUGCUGAAUUGAAGGGGAUGCAUAGCAGCAAAGCCCACAACGGCGAUAAGCCGAUCCCGGGAUGCCUGGGAAGAAUGGUCAACCUGUUUGAUAUGAGCACUGGAGUUUCUAGAAACAAGCUGCUCACUGAUAAGCCUCACCGUGAUGGCUCUUCACUCUCAAGGAGUCAAUCGGAUGUGGUAACAAUGCUGGGUUCCCCCUAUGGAGAUCAGAUAGAGGAUAAAGUGAUUGUUUCAGAAUUGAGGAGAAGUUCAUCAAACAGUAAAGCAAAUGGCACACCGAUAAAGAUGCUUUUAGACCAAGAAAUGUCAAAAGAGGUGGAAACUAAGAAAAAUCCACCUAAUGUAGUUGCCAAGUUGAUGGGUCUUGAUGCUUUUCCACGACAGCUACCUGAUUCAGCCGCUCAAAGAAGUAAUGCAAGCAAUUGUUCUCAUUGUACUAAUAAUCAUUCCAGUGUACCAUCCGGAUGUUGGCAGCAAGAAGAUGAGUUUUUAGACAAGCAAAUGCAGCAUGAAUUCCAUCAAUGUCCACAGCAGAAUGAUUACAAAGAUGUUUAUGAAGUCUGGCAGCAACCUCAAAAGACUAGUUAUGGAAGAAAUAAAUCACCACAGAAGGGAAGGUAUAAUGAGAAGCAGAUGGAUCUUGUUCGUCAGAAGUUCAUGGAAGUGAAACGCUUGGCUACAGAUGAGAGGCAUCGCCAAUCCAAAGAAUUUCAAGAUGCACUAGAAGUAUUAAGUUCCAAUAAAGAUAUGUUUCUCAAGUUUCUGCAAGAGCCAAAUUCCUUGUUCUCUCAACAUCUAUAUGACUUACAAUCUCUUCCUCUAGCCACAGAGACAAAGCGGAUUACUGUGCUUAGACCUACAAAGAUGGUUUCAAACGACAAUUUUGUGGGAUCAGGGAAUAAGAGUGAUAAACAGACAAAGAAGUCAUCCCAGGUAUGUCAAGCUGUGUGGGAAAGCCACCAUGUAUACCCUCCUAUCAUUGCCGAUCAGAAAGUCGAUGAGUACUCUGCUCCACCAACUCGUAUAGUGGUGUUGAGACCUAGCACUGGGAAGACUCUAGAUGGUAAGACUGUGGUCUCUUCCCCUAUCUCAUCAGCAAGGUUACAGGGUGAAAACUUCUAUGAGGAGCAUGAAGAUGAUGAGGUGCAAGAAUCAAUAGAAGUUGAAGAGGAGAUCACACAGACGAAGCGUGAUAAUUCCAUAGGCCACCGGAGGGAUGAAACUUUGCUUUCCUCUGUAUUUUCCAAUGGUUAUACUGGGGAUGAGAGUUCGUUUCACAAGUCAGAAAUUGAAUAUGCAGCUGGAAUUCUCAGUGACUCAGAAGUCAUGUCACCAUCUCCUAGGCAUACAUGGGAUUACAUCAAUAGGUUUGGCGGCCCUUUCUCUUCUUCCUACAGCCGCAUGUCAUGUUCUCCAGAAUCAUCUGUUUGCAGAGAAGCCAAGAAGCGACUUUCUGAAAGAUGGGCCAUGAUGUCAUUAAAUGGAAAUCCGCAGGAGCAAAGACAUGCCCGAAGGAGCUCUAGCACGUUAGGUGAGAUGCUUGCUCUAUCAGAGGUUAAGAAGUCAACAACAUCUGAGGAUGAAAGUAGUCACAAGGAACAAGAACGAAGGGAAUCAGUUUCAUGCUUAACUAGUGAAUCCAGUAAGGAACGGUUAGUUGAUUCUCCUUGUCUUUUGAGGUCAAAAUCUCUCCCUGUGUCUUCUGCAGUAUUUAGCAGCCCGGUCAACAGUGCAAUUUCAGAUCAUGGCAAGAUAGAUGUUCCUAAAGAGCUGAAUAAGACAAAGAGCAUGAAGUCAUCAUUGAAAGGGAAAGUCUCAAGUUUGUUUUUCUCCAAAAAUAAGAAAUCAAAUAAAGAGAAAUCUGAGGCAUCUCAAGCAAACUAUGAAUCUCAAUCUUCCUUUUCUGGACAAUUGAAUUCCCAAGUUCGUCCUGGAAUUACUAGUGAUGAUGCAUCUCAGUGUUCCAAUGAUGGUGGAUUUGAAGGGUGUUUUUCUCCUGCUCUAUGUGGUGCUUCAGGGAAAGACUCUCCGGUUGUAACAAACGUCGAACAAAAACAAGGGACAUCUCCUUGGGAGGUAGGAUUGUCUUUGGCAAAGCCUGUGGCGCCUGGAAGUGUUGUUGAGAAUCAGGACCAGCCAAGUCCAAUAUCAGUUUUAGAACCGCCAUUUGUAGAGGAUGAAAAUAUUAUUCAAGAAUUUUCUAGAUUUUUAAAGCCAGACCACCUAGGAAGAAAUCUUAAGUCUAACUUAAUUGACAAAUCACCGCCAAUAGGAUCAAUUGCUCGGACCCUAUCGUGGGAUGAAUCUUGUGCAGAGACUGCCACACCAUAUGGUCCAUAUUUAGUAAAAUCACCUUCAGUUUCCACUAGCACCGAGGAAGAAGAACAAGACUGGCAUGCUAUAGUCCAAACUCUUUUAUCAGCAGCCGGCCUCGAUGGUGAGCUGCAAUGUGACUCAUUUUUUGGUAAAUGGCAUUCACUUGAAAGUCCUUUGGACCCAUCUCUCCGAGAUAAGUACGCCAAUCCGAAUGACAAAGAGCCUUUGCACGAGGCAAAGAGAAGGAAAUGGCGAUCAAGUCGGAAGCUUGUAUUUGACUGUGUUAAUGCAGCCCUAGUGGACAUCACUGGUUACGGUGCAUCAGACAGCGGCAGCACAAAGACCAUUUCGUGCAGUGGGGCCCACGACAGGUACUUGGAGGGCAAUACCUUCUUAUUGGCAGAUCGGGUAUGGUCCCGGGUGAAGGAAUGGUUUUUGAGCGAAGUGAGGUGUGUUCCGGAGGACGGUGGGGACAUCAACAACCAGGAGGUGGAGAGGGUGGUGAAGAAGGAGGUUGUGGGGAGAGGGUGGCCUGAGCAAAUGAGAUGUGAGAUUGACAUUGUAGGAAAGGAAAUAGAGGGGAAGUUGCUGCAAGAGCUAGUGGAGGAGGCCGUUGUUGAUUUUGACAGGGAGUAAAUGAAACCAAUAAUUUCAUGUCAUUUUUUUUGCUCUUAAUCAAUUUCAUUGUAACUAUUAUUUGUGCAUUUGAUUUUCAACAAUUAUGGUCCCCCUACCCACCUUAGUUGUUUAAUCCCACAAACAUUUCAAUGAUUGUUUCAUAAUUUGUGUCCGUUAUGUUAAUAUACUAGUGUAUAAUAAUGUAUGUUACUUCCUA